AUGGAGCCCGCAGCCCCCCGCCGCCGCCACACGCUGCAGCGCGGCUACCUGCUGACGCGGGAGCCGCACCUCAACAAGGACUUGGCUUUCACCCUGGAGGAGCGGCAGCAGCUGAACAUCCACGGCCUGCUGCCACCUUGCUUCAACAGCCCGGAGAUGCAGGUCCUGAGGGUCGUCAAGAACUGCGAGCGGCUGCCCUCCGACUUUGACAGGUAUCUGCUCCUGAUGGAUCUCCAAGAUAGAAAUGAGAAGCUCUUUUACCGAGUGCUGCUGUCGGACAUUGAGAAGUUCAUGCCGAUCGUUUACACCCCCACCGUGGGCCUGGCUUGCCAACUCUACAGUUUCGUGUUUCGGAAGCCAAGAGGCCUCUUCAUCAGCAUUCACGAUCGGGGACAUGUGGCUUCAAUUCUGGACGCGUGGCCAGAGGAAGUCAUCAAGGCCAUCGUGGUGACGGACGGAGAGCGCAUUCUCGGCCUGGGCGACCUGGGCUGCAACGGCAUGGGCAUCCCCGUGGGCAAACUGGCUCUGUACACGGCCUGCGGCGGGGUCAGCCCCCAGGAGUGCCUGCCUGUCAUUCUGGACGUGGGAACAGAAAAUGAGGAGUUACUUAAAGACCCAUUCUACAUCGGGCUGCGGCAGAGAAGGGUGCGAGGUGCAGAGUAUGAUGAGUUUGUGGACGAAUUCAUGGAGGCAGUUUCUUCUAAGUAUGGCAUGAACUGCCUUAUCCAGUUUGAAGAUUUUGCUAAUAUGAACGCAUUUCGUCUCCUGAACAAAUACCGAGACCAGUACUGCACAUUCAAUGAUGACAUUCAAGGGACAGCCUCUGUUGCGGUGGCCGGGCUCCUUGCCGCUCUUCGGAUCACCAAGAACAAGCUGUCUGACCAGACGAUACUAUUCCAAGGAGCUGGAGAGGCCGCCUUAGGGAUUGCACACCUGAUUGUCAUGGCCAUGGAGGAGGAAGGUUUACCAAAAGAGAAAGCCAUCGAAAAGAUAUGGCUGGUUGACUCUAAAGGACUGAUAGUUAAGCACCGUGCUUCCCUGACACCAGAGAAGGAGGUGUUUGCCCACGAACACAAGGAAAUGAAGAACCUGGAAGCCGUUGUUCAAGAAAUAAAACCAACUGCGCUCAUAGGUGUUGCCGCCAUUGGUGGCGCCUUCUCAGAGCAGAUUCUCAAGGACAUGGCUGCCUUCAAUGAACGGCCGAUUAUUUUCGCUUUGAGUAACCCAACUAGCAAAGCAGAAUGUUCUGCAGAGCAGUGCUAUAAAGUAACUCAGGGGCGUGCAAUUUUUGCCAGCGGCAGCCCGUUUGACCCCGUCACUCUCCCGGAUGGACGGACCCUGUAUCCCGGCCAGGGCAAUAAUUCCUACGUGUUCCCUGGAGUUGCUCUCGGAGUUGUGGCUUGUGGACUGAGACACAUCACGGACAAGAUUUUUCUCACUACUGCUGAGGUUAUAGCUCAGCAAGUGUUAGACAAACACUUGGAAGAGGGCCGGCUUUAUCCCCCUUUGAACACCAUUCGAGAUGUUUCUCUGAAAAUUGCAGAAAAGAUUGUGAAAGAUGCGUACCAGGACAAGACGGCCACGGUUUACCCCGAGCCACAAGACAAAGAAGCGUUUGUCCGCUCUCGGAUAUACAGUGCCGACUACGACCAGAUCCUGCCUGACUGUUACUCUUGGCCUGAAGAUGUGCAGAGAAUGCAGACCAAAGUUGAGCAGUAGAAGAGCCGGCAUUUCCAGCUCUGCUCAUGAGAUCUUGAAAUCGUUUAUAAUGUUUAAAGGGUAGAAUCUUUUAUGAUGAUUCAUAAUAAGCUGAGAUUCAGAAAUUUUGCUCUAAUAGUCUAAAAAUCGAUAGAAGAAUAUUGAUGCAAAUCUGGAUAAACACCACAUGAGCCAAUUCUGCUCCGUUUGCCUUGUGGUUAUUUAUGAUUUCUACUUUAGUUAUUCUGCCCCAGUUCUCUUUCAAAGCUAUUGUACCUACUACUGAGAAACUCGUCAUUUUUAUAGAGGAAACUAAUGGGAAGACCAAAAUACAAUUAGUACUGACAUCACAUUAAAGCACAUAAUGCUUUCGUUGAUCAUUUUGUUGCAGUCUACUUUUUAAAAAAGAUAGAAAUGAAUUUAGACGUAGACAAACUUUUGCUAAACAGAAACAAUAAUACUUUGUUGCCUAGAGAAAGAUGACUUCUCAGGUGCUUAUACUGGAAUCCUAGGUUAUGUUUGUUCUUUCUGUGCAAUUGAAUUCUCACAUUUCUAAGAAAGAUCCCUGCUGUUUACAAUGCCUCGUGCAGCCUUAGAUUUUAAUAUUCUUUUGUCGUUGUUACAUCUUAGGGAGUAAAGCUCUCAUCACCUUGGUCCUUAGUCAGAAAUCCCUCCCAAAAGCGCCUUUAUUUCCCCUGAACCCAGCGUCCUGUCCUCAGGCACCGCACUGCUGCAAUGGGGACUUUGAGGACUGCAGCCUGGUCCAGAUGCUGGUGCCUUCAGCUCAGCGAGGUCUGAGUGGGGAGAAGGGCUGAGAGGGGACUUGGAGUUAAGAUCUUUGAGUAGGGGCUGCCUGGGGAGCCGACCUCUGCAGACCAGGAUCUCAGGAGUCAAGCAUGACCCAGAAGAGCUGGGCUCCUGCCUCUCCUGUCCCCUGCUAUGUGGCCCCUCAACCAGCUCCACUGAAUUCUGGCUCACUGUGUUGCACUGAGCUCACUCUGUUCAGAGUCUGGAGGAGGUUUUGUAACUAUGAACUUAAUAUCCAAAAUUAUCUUUACACCACGUUAAAAUAUUUUAAUUACCAAGAUCAUUCUAUGAAAAACAGUAGUUACACCCCUAGAUUGUAUUAAUUUACUUCAGAAAUUAAUGAUUAAUGGAAACAAUUUUAAAUUCUCAAGCUCAGGUGCAAUAACAUUUGCUAUUUAUUUAUAGAAUUAGUUGGAAGAUUUUCUGUUUUUGAAGUAAUGCUGUAAACGAAGAGCAUAAGAAGAUAUUCAAGAUAAACUGUACUAUGAAGUGAUUUUUUUUGGAAGUUGAUGGUUACACAAUCUGUUCUAGGUAUGAGUAGAAGGGGUUGGGGUAUUUCUGAAGGUGAUGUGUAGUUGGGAGUUUCCUUAACAGAGUUAUUUGAAAAAGAUUCUUCUUGUCUGUUACCAUGUGGUCUUGUAGCUCUAACGAAAUGUAUUUACCUAUGCAAAAGAUUUAUUAAAGCAUAGA
Molecule: messenger RNA, 3195 nt
Organism: Otolemur garnettii (small-eared galago)
Lineage: Eukaryota; Metazoa; Chordata; Mammalia; Primates; Galagidae
Gene: ME1
Product: malic enzyme 1
Exons: 14
Coding region: 1-1719 (572 amino acids)
Biological process (GO): malate metabolic process; pyruvate metabolic process
Cellular component (GO): mitochondrion
Molecular function (GO): malate dehydrogenase (decarboxylating) (NADP+) activity; NAD binding; malate dehydrogenase (decarboxylating) (NAD+) activity
Source: RefSeq, a predicted model, not a curated record